Molecule: messenger RNA, 696 nt
Organism: Merops nubicus (carmine bee-eater)
Lineage: Eukaryota; Metazoa; Chordata; Aves; Coraciiformes; Meropidae
Gene: SLC38A8
Product: solute carrier family 38, member 8
Exons: 6
Biological process (GO): amino acid transmembrane transport
Molecular function (GO): amino acid transmembrane transporter activity
Source: RefSeq, a predicted model, not a curated record
GGGGUCGUCCGGGCGGUGUGCGGGGCGUCAGUGGGCAAGCUCUGCGAGGUCUGCUUCCUCCUCAACCUCUUCAUGAUCUCGGUGGCCCUCCUCAGAGUGGUGGGCGACCAGCUGGAGAAAUUGUGUGAUUCCCUGUACCCCAAUGGGACACUGAGCGGGGCCCCCCCGCAGCUCCCCUGGUAUGCAGACCAGCGCUUCACCCUCCCAGCUCUCUGCGGCCUUGUCAUCUUCCCACUCUCCGUCCCCAGGGAGAUCGGCUUCCAGAAAUACUCCAGCAUCCUGGGCACACUGGCUGCUUGCUACCUCACCCUGGUUGUCAUUCUGAAGUACCACCUGGAGGCAGAGAGCCUGGGCUCGUCCGAGCCCCCCCAGCCCUCCAGGGCCUCCUCCUGGGCCUCCAUCUUCAGUGUCAUUCCCACCAUCUGCUUUGGCUUCCAGUGCCACGAGGCCUGCGUGGCCAUCUACAGCAGCAUGCGCAACCAGAGCUUCUCCCACUGGGUCGCUGUCUCCGUGCUCUCCAUGCUCAUCUGCCUGCUCAUCUACUCGCUCACCGGGCUCUACGGCUACCUGACCUUCGGCGAGACCGUGGCGUCCGACGUUCUCAUGUCCUACCCAGGGAAUGACCCGGUCGUCAUUGUCGCCCGCCUGCUCUUUGGCGUCUCCAUCGUCACCAUCUACCCCAUCGUGGUGCUGCUG